AUGUCGCGACUUGGCAUGCCGGACUUGGGGGUUGCGACUCUUAACGACAUGAGAGACAAUGCGGCGAUGAUAGCUUCGGUUGAUCCAUCGGUGCCGUUGAUUGCGGAUGCUGAUACUGGCUAUGGAGGCCCGCUGAUGGUUGGACGAACGGUGUCGGAAUACAUACGUGCUGGUGUUGCCGGCCUGCAUCUGGAGGAUCAAGUCAUCACCAAGCGUUGCGGACACCUGCUCAACAAGCAGCUCGUUUCAGAAGAUGAGUUUCUCGCACGAAUCAAAGCCGCCACAAUGGCCAGGGAGAAAGCUCAGGGAGAUAUCGUAAUUAUUGCUCGGACGGAUGCGCUUCAAUCUCUCGGGUAUGAAGCAGCGAGAGACCGGUUGAAGAGAGCAGUAGAACAUGGAGCAGACGUUGCGUUUCUGGAAGGGAUUAAUUCUGCAGAAGAGGGUCGACGUAUUUGCCGAGACUUGGCACCAACCCCUGUUUUGUUCAACUGUGUGGCGGGAGGGGUCUCCCCCGAACUCUCUUCUACAGAAGCGGGCGAGUUGGGGUAUAGAAUCAUCAUCCACCCUAGUUUCGCACUUGGGCCAGUCUACCGCGCCGUAUCUGAGGCCGCCAAGUGCUUGAAGUCUACGGGCUCUGAGAAAAAGUACGCGUCGGUCGUGUCGCCGAAGACUGCGUUUGAAGUCUGUGGAUUGCGAGAGGCGGUUGAGUUUGACAUCGAGGCCGGGGGGACGCUCUACUCGGUCGGUGUCUAG
Molecule: messenger RNA, 753 nt
Organism: Scedosporium apiospermum
Lineage: Eukaryota; Fungi; Ascomycota; Sordariomycetes; Microascales; Microascaceae
Product: putative oxaloacetate hydrolase class protein
Exons: 2
Coding region: 1-753 (250 amino acids)
Molecular function (GO): catalytic activity
Source: RefSeq, a predicted model, not a curated record